Molecule: messenger RNA, 4504 nt
Organism: Elgaria multicarinata webbii
Lineage: Eukaryota; Metazoa; Chordata; Lepidosauria; Squamata; Anguidae
Gene: SGPL1
Product: sphingosine-1-phosphate lyase 1
Exons: 14
Coding region: 231-1919 (562 amino acids)
Biological process (GO): carboxylic acid metabolic process; sphingolipid catabolic process
Cellular component (GO): endoplasmic reticulum
Molecular function (GO): sphinganine-1-phosphate aldolase activity; pyridoxal phosphate binding
Source: RefSeq, a predicted model, not a curated record
AAGAGCCGCGCCGGUUUGCAAUCUCAGCCCGUUUACACAGACUGGCGCGGCGGCGGUUUCUCUCUCGUCACGCGCAAGACCCAGUGGGGAGGAGCCAUUGGCGUCUCGCCUCCGCCCCGAGCAAGCAGCUUUGUGCUCGCAUCGAGAAACGUCACUUAGGUCGCUCUCUGAGGCGCAAAGCAGCGGAUUCCGCGUACACGGUCAACACGGCUGAGCGGCUCCGGACAGUCAUGGAUACGCUCAUUCUGUACAAAGACAUCUUCCUGCAGUAUUUAAACCAAGUAAGAAAUACUGUGAAUGGAAAGUGUGCUGGGAUUGAGUCCUGGCAAUUGAUCGCAUUGACAGCUGCUGCUACUCUCCUGGUUGUGAAGCUAUACAUGUUCCUCUUCCAAGAAGAAAGUUUAACAUCACGAUCUAAAAAAUACUUCUUCAGAGUUGUACGCAAGCUACCUAUAAUUGGUUAUUUGAUACAAAAGGAGAUGAACAAGACGACGGAGAAGAUGGCUGCCAGCUUGAUGUUCUUGCAAGGAAAAAGUCCUUAUAUCAAGGCCCUACCAGCAAAAGGCAUGACUCAACCAGACUUGAUAAAGAAGUUAAAAGAAUACAGCUCUAUGGGUGAAAUACGAUGGGAAGAUGGCAAAGUGUCUGGCACUGUGUACAGUGGGGAAGACAGGCUCACUAAGCUGUUCGUUAAGGUUUAUGAGGAAUUUGCAUGGAGUAAUCCUCUUCAUCCAGAUAUAUUUCCUGGUUUGAAGAAGAUGGAAGCCGAGGUGGUGAGAAUGACUUGCACACUCUUCCAUGGUGGUCCCAGUUCUUGUGGAACAAUGACUUCUGGUGGGUCUGAGAGCAUCAUGUUGGCCUGUAAAGCCUACAGGGACCUGGCUUAUGAAAGAGGAAUCACAUCCCCAGAAAUGUUGAUUCCAGCGAGUGCACAUGCGGCAUUUGAAAAAGCUGCCAGUUAUUUCAAGAUGAGGGUUGUGCAUAUUCCAUUGACCAAAGAUAUGCAAGUGGAUGUUAAGGCUAUGAAGAGAGCCAUUUCCAAGAAUACAGCCAUGUUGGUUUGUUCAGCACCCCAGUUUCCUCAUGGGAUCAUAGACCCAAUUGAGGAGGUAGCAAAGCUUGCCCUGAAAUAUAAGAUUCCUUUCCAUGUGGAUGCCUGCCUAGGUGGCUUUCUCAUUGCCUUUAUGGAGAAGGCUGGUUUCCCUCUACAACAGCGUUUUGAUUUCCAAGUGGAAGGCGUCACCAGCAUUUCUGCAGAUACCCAUAAGUAUGGCUACGCUCCAAAGGGCUCCUCUGUGAUAAUGUACAGCGACACAAAGUAUCGGCAACACCAGUUUUUUAUUUCUCCUGACUGGAUAGGAGGGAUCUAUGCCUCCCCUACAGCUGGUGGUUCCAGGCCUGGUGGCCUUAUUGCAGCUUGCUGGGCGACGAUGAUCCAUAUAGGAGAAGAUGGCUAUGUGGACGCCACUAAGAGCAUAAUUUCAGCGGCACGAUACCUUAUAUCAGAGUUGCGGAAAAUUGACCACAUUUUCAUCCUUGGAAACCCUGAGGUAUCUGUUGUUUCGUUUGGGUCCAACACAUUUGACAUAUUUCGGUUGUCAAGUGCCUUACUGGCUAGACAAUGGGCUUUCAAUUCUCUGCAGUACCCUUCAAGCAUUCAUUUUUGCUUAACACUGUUGCACGCAAAGCCUGGGGUGGUGGACCUAUUGUUGAAGGAUAUCAAAGAGUGUAUUGCGGAGAUCGUGAAGGACCCCAAAGGCAAAACCAGCGGCUUGGGAGCUAUCUAUGGCAUGGCCCAAGCCAUACCCGACAAAAGCAUCGUUUCGGAGAUCGCUGGAGCUUACUUGAACUACCUGUACGUCACGGAGAAUGUUCCUUCAUCUGAUGAACACAUGAAUGGUUCUCCAGGCCACCACUGAUUCUGUAGCAACAUGUACCUCAACUGCUGGGUGGUGGUCUAAGGAAUUCUAGGGAAAGAGAACAACGUUUGGAAGUUGUUCCUUCAGCAGUUGCAGGGGCCACACAUGGCUGCUUGAUCAUCUGUUCCAUAACAUCUCUCCUUUUAUGUGAUAAGAUUAGGCUGUAUCCCCCCGCCAAGUUUCCACAAGUAGUCUCUCUCUUUGUUAAUACUCUUUGUAUCCUUUCAUGCUAGCUCACUGCCGCUGCUAGUCCUCAGAGGAACAGCCAUAUGUAUGGCCAAUGCAAGUUCAUUCCACCAACCUUCCUACUCAGGGCUUUGAAAAUCUGUCCAUUCCUUACCUUUCUGUCGUCUGACUUUCGCUUGUAGGACUGCUGAACAGUGAGCCAAUUUAAAAGUUUGAAUAUUAGUUUCUCGGACUUUGGGAUAAGAAUUGAAAGGGGGGAUUUGUGUUCAGGUCAUUGUAUGGGAAUUUGAUCUGAAUCCCAAACCAAUGAGAUAGUAAGAAGGAGAUAGGAGGAGAAAUGAUAUUCUGGUCAUUCCCAGGGUCCAGCGUACUGUUACCUUGCUGCUUUCCUUUCCCCCUGGGACUUUUACAAUCCCACCCACAGUCUUCUUCAGUCAUGCAUCUGUGUGGAGGCGCCAGGGGCAAAAUGGUGCCUCUUUUAUGGUCUGAAAGUUUUGCUGUAGCUUCAGACACUGCACUCCAACAGCAGGGAGAGAAAGCUAUUUGUGAUUCCUAGGUGCCAGUUUGAGAAGUCCACAUACCUAAGCGGCUCCGCCCUUUGGGCUCUGUAAUGUUGCCCAGAGCUUUUAUAGACGUGCGGCACCAGUGGUAGCUUUCCAAAUUCAAUUAUGCAAAAUGGUGAUUUUGUUUUCACGUAGUACUUUUCAUGCUACCUGCUGUUGUUUUGUGUGUGUGUUUGUGUGUGUGCUGCAUUGACCGUAAGGCUCACUUUGAAGAAAGAACUCACAAAUUUGCCUUAAUGUUGAUCACAUCCCUUCUGGGAAGGCAGGAAGGGGGAAGACGACUCAGUCAGUCAACAGCUGAUCAACUCCUUUAUGGUACUACACUGAAAAUAACCUCAAUGGCAAGUCAGCCUCAGGUAUCACACACUCCACCCUCAGUGCGUCAUAUUAUCUGAGCCAAACAUAUUUGUAGAUAGAACAGUAGUAAAUUACUGUGAUGUGGGCUACCUGUGGCCUAGAGGGUGAUCUGAAUUGCAUCGAGACUCAACCCCAUCUCAGUUUGCUUCUGGAAAAUAGUUGCCAUUCCUAUGUGAAGUGUAUUGGACAAAGGGAGGUCAUCAUUAGCUAGUUCCAGACCUUGAGGAGAGGGAGGAGUACAGGUUUAGGGAGCUCUUUAGCCAUUUCUACACAGCUCUAGGUACUUCACUAGCUUACAUAAAGGUUUAAUUACUUCCCAUUAUCUGUGCUCCAGUGAAAGAAGCAUGAAGUUGAAUUUACCAAUAUAUAAACCUGUGAAAAGCUCAGCCAUUACUACACUGUUCUUGGUGGCAUGGUGUGUUCAGGCUGGAGAUCCAUUCACUUCCCACCGCUGUGAAUAAUAGUUUAGUCCUUCGUAGCCAUCUUUCUCUUUUAAUUUUGAAUAGUGAAAGCUUUGAAUUGAUAACUGCUGGUAUGUUUCCACAGAUGCAGAGGGUACAGUUUCCACAGCACUGCAUUAUGUUGUUUAAAAAGAGAAACCAUUGACUGUCACAUCCUUACCCUGUGUAUGAGUCAACCAAAUGUUGUUGCUCAACAAGUCAUUUUCAUUCGGGAAAUGACUUGUUGAAUGAAGCUCUUGUCAGUUUCUGAAAGCUCCGGAGUUGAGUUUUGCAAUCGUAUCAGGAAUUCAGCUCCUGCUGGCAUAUUACUUUAAAGAAACUUCAGUAUGAAAUUGCCUCGGUGGUACUUUUCUUUUGAAUGCAUAACCCCUGUUUACUUUGUCAUGCACCAUGUGAAAAUUUUCAGGUUUAAAGUAAAAUUUUCUAAGGCAACCCCCGCCUACCCCCGAAACAGUAUUGUUGGAUAACGUUUCUAUGCAAGAUUAAAAUUUAAAUGUAAAGCCGUAUUGACCAAUAACAUCUGGAUUUUAAGGGCUUAUUUGUUCCUGAAGUACAGUAUUAUUACAAAUGAAGUUCUGCUCCCUAGCUUUUUAUUAACCUUAUUCCAAAAAUGUAGAAUUCAGUUAACUGGUAAUGCUAUAUUCAGUUUUCAUUAGAUUUGACAGGGAACUUGGAGAGAUUAUAUAAGAGGUUUCAGUCUCUUUGGCUAACUCUUCUAAAAAGCACACAAGUCUUUGUGGCACAUUUUUAAGUGUGUGUGUGUGGGGGAGUGAUUUGAGUUGAGUAUGACUCCAUAGGGGUGGGCAGGAGGAAGGUCAGAAUCAAUUGGUAGAUUUCUGUGUGAUUUGCAGUACAUUGGCAAUGGGGUUCUGACUCGCAGUUGCUUAACAAUAGGAACAACAAAGUGACAUUCUUCAGCUAAGGGUACAAUCCUAUGCAUGUUUAGACAAGAAAGAAAUCCUACAACUCCCAGCAUUCCCCAGCCAACCUAACACCUUUUGCUAUCUAAAUAUAUCAU